This is a messenger RNA of Trichoplusia ni (cabbage looper), 2564 nucleotides long. It is a transcript of the gene DnaJ-6, whose product is annotated as dnaJ homolog subfamily B member 12. Lineage: Eukaryota; Metazoa; Arthropoda; Insecta; Lepidoptera; Noctuidae. The record is from RefSeq and is a predicted model, not a curated record. Gene Ontology annotation, molecular function: Hsp70 protein binding. Bases 199 to 1272 code for a protein of 357 amino acids. The transcript is spliced from 6 exons. Gene Ontology annotation, cellular component: endoplasmic reticulum membrane. Gene Ontology annotation, biological process: cellular response to misfolded protein.
UUGGCAACCCUCUGCAGUAGUAUUUUGAUUGACGCAAUACUUACACUGCUCAUGAACAUAAAUGUAGUGAAUUAAACGCAAUUAAAUUCUAUUUGCGCUAAUUAAAUUUGCGCGUCAAUAUAACUAAAUUCAUUCCGCGACGUGUCCUCAGCGUUUCAUAACAAUUACAUCGAAAACGCGCGCUAGAACCGUCUCAAAAUGACGCUUGAAGGGAAUAAGGACGAAGCAGAAAAGUGUAUAGCCAUUGCCCAAAAUGCAUUUUCAAGUGGAAACAUGGAGAAAGCUGAAAAGUUUUUGCUAAAAGCUGAGCGUUUAUACCCUACUACACACGCUAAGGAGCUUUUGGUGCGGGUUAGGGCUGCUGGGCCGUCUACAGCGCCGCCUAAAAAGACUCCACCAAGCAGCCCGAGCGCUGAGGAUCUUCGGAGGCGAAAAACCCCUGCUCACCAGCCUCCACAGAGAGAAUACACUCCCGAACAACAAGAGGCUGUCCGACGAGUCAAUAAAUGCAAGGAUUUCUAUGAAAUAUUAGGAGUAUCAAAGGAUGCAACAGACUCUGAUGUCAAGAAGGCGUAUAAGAAGCUGGCUUUACAGCUUCACCCGGACAAGAAUCAUGCGCCCGGAGCAGCUGAGGCCUUCAAGGCGAUCGGAAACGCGGCCGCGAUUCUGACGGACGCGGAGAAACGCAAGCAGUACGACCUCCGCGGCGAGGAGGCUGUCCACCAGCCGCAGACCCACCACCAGUACUACGCGAGAGGCUUCGAAUCAGACCUCACCGCCGAGGAACUCUUCAACAUGUUCUUUGGAGCUGCAGGUGCGAGAACAGCGUUCCCUGGCGGCGGUCCCACGGUGUACGCCCGCCGCCGCGCGCGCGAGCCCGAGGCCCGCGACACGCACGCGGGGCUCGUGCAGCUGCUGCCCGUGCUCGUGCUCGUGCUGCUCAGCAUGAUGUCCGGCUACUUCAUCAGCGAGCCCGUCUACAGCCUCGCGCCCAGCUCCAAGUACCCCGUGCCCAGGGAGACCGUUAAUCUCAAGGUACCUUACUACGUGAAGGAGAACUUCCACACGGACUACCAGGGCUCGCUGCGACGGCUGGAGAUGGCUAUAGAAGAGGAAUAUAUAGUGGGCCUCCGCCACGCCUGCCAACGUGAGCGCAACUACCGCGACAGCAUGGUGUGGAAGGCGCGCAACUUCGGCGACUCCCGACAGUACUCGGACGCGCAGAAACUGCGCACGCCCAGCUGUGAGAAACUGCAGAAGUACCAUCGAUAGUCAACGACGCCAGGUCACCAGGUUAUAGCCACUUUUAGUCACUACGGAUUAGUUUGGAUCCCCGGGAAUUUUGAGUUUGAGACACUUUUUGACAUUAGGGAUCCUUGAUUUUGAGUUCCACACUUUAUAUUCUAAAUGUAGGUAAAAUUUUUGAGUUUAGUCACUGUAAUUAUGUGUUCAAAUUAUCACAGUUUAUUUAUCAACUUGAGGUGUCGAGGAAAUGUAACCCAAGCUGCAUUCAUAUUUGAUUGUCACUUUAGACUUUGCAAUUCAUUUAGUGCAAAGAUUACGAUUACGACAGUUUUAGCCACUUCGGACCCCUUAUGAGUUAUGAAACAAGCUCUUGUCAAACCGUUGAAGCCAAUUGAAGUCAAAUUGGAUGCCUUAUUGCGUGUUCCAAAUUGUCACAACUAACAAUUUAUAUAAAAAACAAUGUAAGAAAUAAAUUUACACAUUUUCAGUCACUUUUGACUCGUUUGUAAAUCAUCACAUUUCUUGAUAAGUUCAUCUGAUUAUGUGUUUAGCCAAUUUUAGUCACAUUUAGCCAAUUUGGAUCCAAUAUAUAGUUAAAUAAGUUAGUUUAAUAAUAUGUAUUGUAAAUUUUAACAAAUAUUUAUUAAUUAUUAGUUGCAAAUACAUGAUCCUAUUAAAAAUACUUGCUAUUUGAAACAUUUGUAUAAAUAACUCGAUUAGAUAUAUAUAUUUACUUACUUUAAAUUAAAAUUUCAGCAUUUUAUUUUAUAUCACAAAAGUUCCUUUUGAAAAAGACAUGCUUUUUCAUUGAAAGCUUUUCGGACAAGCAUUUGGUUCUUAAGAAUCAAUUCAUUUAUUUAAUAUUUAUUUAGUAGAUUACAUACUGACUUGUGUUAUAAAACGCUGGGCUGAACCAAAUGUUGUAGGUUCGGUUCCUACCGAUGUAUUAUCGUAUUUAUUCGCGUUACACUUUUCUAAAUUAAUUUUCUAGUUUUCGUGAAGUGGAUUCAUAAUUGACUGGCCUGUUGGUCUAGUGAUUAGAGACCCUGACUGCUAUACCGGAGGUCGUGAGUUCGAUUCCCACCCAGGACAGAUGUUUAUUUAUCGAUCUUCUGUUCAUUUAUAGAUAUUUAAUAUUAUACCCAGCGUUUUAUAUUUAUAAUAACUCAGUUUUCGUCCAUUUUCUAUUUAUUUCGACUGUAUUUAAUUUAACUUGUUUCCUAAACAACGAUAUUCAUGUAAAUCGGUGGUGUGUUGCGUUUUUUGUUAUUUUCUAAGGAUCUCUGAUUGAUUGUUUUGAAAUAAAUUAUUUAUUACCC